CCUCCGCAACCAUCUGGAUUUUCAAGCUCAGGAGAGAGAUUUCAGCCUUGCACCAUGAUUCCGAGAGCUCCGAGCCUCUUCCACAUCGAGGACGGCGACGCGGGCGUCGCGGCGGCGGCGGCCCCUUCCGGCGAGCUCGUUGGGCUCCGGCUGAUCAUACAGCCGUCGCCGAGGCAGCGUCCGCGGCUGUCCGUGCUCAGGAGGUCGGCGGUGAGGCCGUCGCCGGCGGCGGCGACGGGAAACUCCGGGGGGUGCCGUCUUGACGAGGGCGGUGCUCCUGGCCGGGGGUUCAUGGGGCUGGGGUUCUUGAACUGCUGCUACUGCUGCCACAGGAAGCUUGACGCCGACAUGGACGUGUUCGUGUACAAAGGUGAGCACGCGUUCUGCAGCGCCGAAUGCCGGUGCCAGCAGAUGGCGAGAGAGGAGAGGCGAGAGAUCGAGAUGCUGGUGAGGCGACGCCGGGAAGCCUUCCACAGCCGGCGAGCCGCGCCGGCCAAGGUCAGGGGAGGGUCGUCGCCGGAUGAUCGCCACGCGAGGCUGCAAAUCGCCGCCUCGUGAUGCACUCAUGGCGGAUCGCUCGAGCGAGUCCAUCCAUGCAUCUCCGCUAGUUUCUGAACAAUUUUCAGGAGAAACUUGCUAGCGAGGACGAAGGCAGCUAGCUAUCUAGCUAUUCGAUUCUGUCUCUGUCCUGGAUCUUGUUGUCCUCGUCUACAUAGUACAUAAUAUGACUCGAAGACGAACACAAUCACGCUUGCUUGUGCUUAACUGAUGGAAUGGUUGAACUUGAGACACGAAAAACAUUACUGUCCAGAAAAUUAUAACCACUCAUGGAAUGUUCCUUCAGUUCUUCUCUUCCAAACUUAAAUUCCUGUCCUUUUUGGUGCAGUAUUAUCUUGCACACCUGGGUGCUCAUUUGCUCACCCAUCAAUAGAUUUGCACUCUGACAAUCUUGAGCAGCUGCAGACAGUGUUAUCUUAUAACAGUAUACUUGCACUCUGAUAAUCCCAAAUUCCCAAGUAAUU
Oryza brachyantha (malo sina) is the source of this 1022-nucleotide messenger RNA. RefSeq lists its product as uncharacterized. The transcript is spliced from 2 exons. The record is from RefSeq and is a predicted model, not a curated record. Lineage: Eukaryota; Viridiplantae; Streptophyta; Magnoliopsida; Poales; Poaceae. Bases 55 to 558 code for a protein of 167 amino acids.